CCUGCUACAACACUGUUUUCGCCUAUAUAUACAGUUAACAGUUUCUAAGACGGCUGCCAGUCUAGCCUCUCCAACCCUUGUUUGAAGCAAAGCAACAUAACAAACGUCUUUCCUAUCUCUCCACAGGGACUUGAGAGGGUACAACUGACACAAAUGUAAGUCUGGUGAUGGGUCGCGUACAACCACUGCAGGUGAUGAUGUGGUUGUUGACAGUGGCAGCAGUGAUGUUAUCCGUGAACACGAAGAUGACUGUGGGCAGGAGCAUUGAAGGCGAAACAAGGGAGCCGGCUACUAAUGCCACAGAUGUUCCUGAGUCCUGUAUGGCACGACUUCUUCAUCUUCUACCGUCAACUGCUUUGAGUCUGAGCAUCCAGAAUACGGAGACACUCCUUAAAGGUCUUCGUCAACCCAUUGAUGAGCUGAAUGCCCACAAUGCGAACAUUGUGUUUCUGUCUGCACUGUUGGAUGGGCGACGGAACGCUGAUUUGUUGAUACAAUGCCUCACCGGGCAACAAGCACAAUGCCGUCAAAGUCACCCUUGCAGCCAUGCCGGACGGUGCAUUUUCAAAAGUAUUGGGCAGGAGAAGGCUGCAUACAUUUGCCAAUGCGAUGAUGGUUACAGAGGGAGGUUUUGCCAGACAGCACCGCCAUCCUGUUCUGGUAAUCCAUGUCAGAACGGUGCAACAUGUCAACAGAGAGGAUCGUCAUUUCAUUGUCACUGUCCACCUCUGUAUACCGGACAACGCUGCGAAGAAAAGUUGCUGGAUGCAAGAACGUUCCGAAAGUACGCAAACACAGUGCAUCAAAUCAGUGAUCAGAUGAAGAACCUGGAGCGAGGGAUAGACGCAGCGAGACAUGACGACGUCAGUCGGAUCGAAACCUUUCUCCUGAGACUUGAGCAAAAAGUCAUGACUAAGUUCAAUUCCACUUUGACUCAGCUCUCAUCUGAAGUUGUAGCACUGAAUCACUGCCUGGAUGAAGGCCAGGGAAAUCAAGAAGCAAAUGCGUCGUGUGAACGAACUAACCACGGGCAAUCAGGAUUGUUCACUGGUACAACACCGAAUACGACAUUCACUGCAUACUGUGAUCGAGAGACUGAUGGAGGUGGCUGGAUUGUGUUUCAGAGAAGACAAGAUGGCUCAGUGGACUUUUACCGUGACUGGAAUGCAUACAAACGAGGAUUCGGAUCAGCUUCUGGAGAGUUCUGGCUGGGUCUAGAUACACUACACUAUCUGACGUCACAAGCUGGUAGUACUUAUGAACUGCGUAUUGAUAUGGUGUUCAAGACAACUGGAGAGAAGCAUUAUGCCAAGUGGUCAACAUUCCGUGUUGAAGGUGAAGCUAACAAUUACAGACUACAUGUUUCAGGAUCCUCAAGCCUUACAUUGCAAGACAGAAUGACUUACUUCAAUGGACAGCAGUUCAGUACUCGAGACCGUGAUCAUGACUCUUACCAUGGAGACUGUUCCAAUGAAUACAAGGGUGGUUGGUGGUAUAACAGCUGUCACAAUGUCAAUGUCAAUGGAUUGUAUGGACGUAGUGAUGGAGACGCAAGAGGUGCAGUGUACAAUCAUAACGGGUACAAGAGUUUGAAGUUUGUGGAAAUGAAGCUAAGAAGGCGUGGAUAAAACCGAAUGCACUACUAGAUUCACUACACACACUCUGCUCAUUUGCUUUCAAAUGCAACAUUAUGCACUUUUAAACGUUUCCACUGGUCUCCUCUUUUCAUGAUGGCUUAUCUCUAUCCUUGGAAAUAUGUUGUACCUCUUUCCGCCCAUACAUUUCUUUUGCAGGAGAGUCAGCCUGCAACUCGAUUCUUAAUCUCCGGGUUCCAAAAAGCCAGUAUUGCUUAUGUUUAACAUAAUAAUUAUUAAUACGCACAUGCACAAAGGGAGUAUUUACCAUUUCAGGGCAUUGCGCGCAUCUUCAUAACCAGCUGCUCCGCCACCAUACAACACAUUGAUCUCCUAGGAGCGCUUUCGUUUUAUACUUCUUAUCAGCGAGCCAUCGUGGUUACAAGAAUACAAUCACUCUUUCUAAUAUACUGUACUUUUCCUGUCUACUACAAUCACCCGCAUUCUCUCACUAACCACCUGCACAUUAACCAUCUAGCGCUAUACACUUUACCAGCUGUUUUCAGACACACUGUAGAAUGACUCACGAGCAAAAGCUGAAGUUCAA
Sycon ciliatum is the source of this 2181-nucleotide messenger RNA. RefSeq names its product angiopoietin-related protein 7-like. The record is from RefSeq and is a predicted model, not a curated record. The transcript is spliced from 7 exons. Bases 168 to 1628 code for a protein of 486 amino acids. Gene Ontology annotation, molecular function: calcium ion binding. Lineage: Eukaryota; Metazoa; Porifera; Calcarea; Leucosolenida; Sycettidae.